Molecule: messenger RNA, 3988 nt
Organism: Purpureocillium takamizusanense
Lineage: Eukaryota; Fungi; Ascomycota; Sordariomycetes; Hypocreales; Ophiocordycipitaceae
Exons: 3
Coding region: 1490-3871 (793 amino acids)
Cellular component (GO): membrane
Source: RefSeq, a predicted model, not a curated record
AUCGAAUCGCCAGCAUCCUCUCGCUCUCUCGUGAGAGCAUCGUGAAUGGCUGCCUCCUCCAGCCUGCUUCCCGCUGCAGUGCGUACUAACCUACCUUCUACAAGGCUCUUCGUCCACCAACUGCUAAAGUUACCUGGUACUGCCUAACCAAUAACCGGGUCUAUCCCCCCCCGGUCCGAUCUCGAUAAGAGGGCUUGCUGCAGCGCGCAAGAUACCUCCUAGUAGCCGUGGCGUCCUUCCCAAGCUUCUUUUGACUCGGCUAUUUUUUCGAGCUGAGGCAAGCAAGGUUCGCCUCUGCCCCUCUCGCAAGCCUCUAGCCAAAGGCUUUCAGCUUCUCGUCAUCAAUUUGUGGUGCCUGGUCCGGCCGUCCCCUGACUACUGAUUGCGCUCGUCAUCGUCUUCUUCUUCGUCACCUGCCAUCGACCGACUGCCCGUGGGCCAAGCUCUGCCGAUCGCUGCUUCGUCUACCGUGCAUCCUCCGACCGACCAACGUCUUAGGGACAUGCUCAACCGCCGUUGACGAGGCGCCGGUCUGCUCUUGAGCAGCUGGCGGCAUUGGCAUUCCACAUGUCCAACUCCAUCCUGGGCUUCUCGCCUUGGCGCAGGCGGGCGUCGAGCCUCUCCUCGCACCGCGACCAGGCCCCCAGCAACGGCAACGACGGCGGCGAGCAUCACCAGGACUCGUCACUUCCAAUUCCCUCCUCGCGCCUGCUCUCGUCCUCGGUUGGCUCGCCCAAGGGAGCUCGGGAGCCCAUCCGCUCGUACAUUCACGCCUCGGUGAGGGAUCAGCUCGCACCCGUCGACAGCGAGCAAAACGCCCGCACGGUCCGCGAGGACACGGCCGAGCUCGCGAGCUACCUGCUGUCGGACAGCUCGACGCAACGGCGGGCCUCGUUCCUGCAGCGGCAGCGAGGCUCGGUCCAGGAUCUCUUUACGCCGGAUCGCGACGGCCAUACUGAGCAGCCCGACGACGACGCAUGCACCACCCAGACCAUCCCAGAAGUUUCGGAGCCGACCUCGCCUGGGGCCGAACCGGAUGAAGUGGCACAAGAGGGAGGUCCGUCUGUUCUGGCCAACCUGCUCAAGAAGUCUCCGCCGCAAUCUGUCACAGCCGACUCACCUCUCCCAUCCGAGGAGCAUCAGGCGGUUGCCAAAGCCCCACCAACGCAGCCAGAGCCGCCGCGAUGGACAGAUACCGAGGUUACCGCGACCGAGGAAACGCCAUUGCUAGGAGGGCCUGCUCAGGUGCUCUACGAUCACGAUGUAGACGAGGAGGGUCAGAAGAAGCCACCCACCAGAAGAUGGCUCAGUGGGCUUUCAGAGCGCGGCCAUGAGAUCCACGGCCACGUCGCCAACGCUGUCGCGGUGGCUGCGAACCCGCGGCGCUGGAAUCACCGCGCAAUAUGGAACUACCUCGUCAAGGAGCCAGUCUCUUGUCUUCCCGCCGUGGCUGUUGGCCUCUUGCUAAACAUCCUCGACGCUCUAUCUUAUGGUUUGUUCUGGCAACUGCGGUGCGACGCGAGGGAUUUCUGACCUGUAUAUAGGCAUGAUCUUGUUCCCCCUCGGAAACCCAAUCUUUGCGCAUCUUGGGUCUGCUGGCAUCUCUAUAUACUACGUCAGCACGAUUGUCUCCCAGCUCAUCUUCUCCACUGGAAGCAUCUUCAGGGGUGCAGUAGGCUCCGAACUGAUUGAAGUCGUGCCCUUCUUCCACAACAUGGCCCAAAAGAUCACUGAUAUAGUUGGCGAGGACGACCCCGACGCCGUUAUUGCGACCACGAUUGUGGCAUACGCCACGAGCUCCAUGAUGACAGGCCUGGUUUUCUACCUCAUGGGCAAGUUCAAAUUCGGCUAUAUGGUUGGGUUCAUCCCCAGGCACAUCCUGAUCGGCUGCAUUGGCGGUGUUGGGUGGUUCCUGAUCGCCACUGGCUUCGAGGUCUCGGCAAGACUAGACGGCAGCCUCGAAUACGACCUCGACACCCUCAGGAAGCUGACGCAGGCCGACACCGUGUUGCUGUGGAUAUUCCCUCUUGUACUGGCAAUCGUGCUGUUCUACGGACAGUCCAAGGUCCGGUCCAAGUACUUCUUACCGUUGUAUAUCCUAGCGAUACCUCUGAUAUUCUACAUCUUCGUUGCGGCCAUCGACGCCCUUAACGCAGACACCCUCCGCGACCACGGGUGGAUCUUCCAGGGCCCACCGCCCGACGAGCCAUGGUGGUACUUCUAUACGUUGUACCAAUUCAAGCUGGUUCGAUGGGAUGCCGUCGCGGAGGUAAUUCCGGCCAUGCUGGCUCUCACGUUUUUCGGCAUCCUCCAUGUGCCCAUCAACGUCCCGGCUCUAGCGCUCAACUGCGGCGAGGACAACGCCGAUCUGGACAAGGAACUGAAGCUACACGGCUACUCCAACUUCUUGUCCGGUUGCUUCGGCAGCAUCCAAAACUAUCUCGUGUACGCAAAUACGGUCUUCUUCAUCCGGUCGGGGGGCGACAGGCGGCUGGCCGGGUACAUACUGGCGGCCCUGACCUUUUGCACCAUGCUUAUUGGCCCGUCUCUCAUUGGCUUCAUACCCGUCAUGAUGGUGGGGACGCUCAUCUUCGAUCUCGGCUUCGAGCUGUUGCUGGAAGCUGUCUGGCUUCCGCGUAAGAAGCUCAAGGUUGCUGAGUACCUCACUGUCAUCGCAAUCGUGCUGGUCAUGGGCAUCUACGACUUUGUUGUCGGCAUUGGGGUGGGCAUCCUGCUGGCUUUCGUGUCCCUCAUCAUCCAAACCUCACGAGUGUCUGCCAUUCGUGGGACGUAUGAUGGCGACAUUGUCACCUCAACAGUGCGGCGCAAUCCGUCGCAGCAUCAUUAUCUGCACCAAGCAGGCCAGCAGAUUUACAUCAUCAAACUGAACGGCUAUCUCUUCUUUGGCACUAUUGUCAGUGUUGAAGAAAAGAUACGAGCGAUCCUCGACGACAACGUGUUUGCCAAGAAACCCAUCAAGUUCCUCAUUUUGGACUUGUGGCAUGUCAGCGGGCUCGACUACUCGGCGGGUGAGGCGUUCAACACCAUAAGCCGUCUUCUCGACAAUAAGGGUGUUCUCCUAGUCCUCAGUGGCGUCGACGCGGACAGUCAGCUUGGGCGGAACCUACGGGCUGUUGGUCUUGGAAACGACAAGAUCGAGGUUACGAUGCUCCCUAACCUCAACUCCGCACUAGAAAGCUGCGAGAACGAGCUCCUGAAGACACUAUAUGCGAGACAAGAGGAGUUGAAUGGGGCCAAGCGGAACGCCACGGCAAGCCUUGACGUGCCGGCUACGACGACUACCUCAGCAUUUUCAUCAUUCGAUCCUCCAUUCAAUUCACCCCGGCAGAAUCAUUUGGCCGAGGCGGCGCGUGAAGCCCUGACUAACGUCGAGGUUCAGCGGCCGUCCAGGUGGCAGAGCUUCAAGGAGCCGCUACGACUCAUGCUACAGGUCUUCCAGGGCCUGAGCGACAAGAACGAAGACUUUUGGUUCCAGGCGGCCUCCUAUUUCAAGCGAAAGGAGUAUGCCGCAGGCAAAGUGCUCUUUCAGCGUGGGGAGCCUGCUCAUGGCUUUUACCUCGUCGAGCGCGGAAUUCUCCGUGCUGAGUACGACCUACCUCAGGGGUGGUUGUGCGAGAGCAUCGUAGCAGGGACCACCUGUGGCGAGCUGCCCUUCUUCUCUGAAACGGAGCGUACGGCGACGGCGCAGGUAGACAGGGACUGCGUUGUUUGGCAGAUGGACCGUGAGAGCUGGGAGAAACUCCAAAACGACCAUCCAGAUGUAGCGCGGGAGCUGCUGAGGAUAUCUCUCAAGCUGACGAGUGAGCGGAUGAGCGCUAUCACGUCAUAUAUUUUGGCUAUGGCCGGAUAGGAGAAUGCUAGUAGUUGGGUUGACGGAGAGGCCAUCUCAAGAAUGGGCCGGGAAUGAGCCUUGCAUCUAAGCGGUUGCUAUAUAUGUCAAUAUAACCGACAUGUAAAUUGUCUCAGA